Messenger RNA from Micropterus dolomieu (smallmouth bass), 4082 nucleotides. RefSeq names its product THAP domain containing 7 (gene thap7). Gene Ontology annotation, cellular component: nucleus. The transcript has 6 exons. The coding region runs from base 780 to 2465 and encodes 561 amino acids. Lineage: Eukaryota; Metazoa; Chordata; Actinopteri; Centrarchiformes; Centrarchidae. The record is from RefSeq and is a predicted model, not a curated record. Gene Ontology annotation, biological process: regulation of DNA-templated transcription.
CGCUGACUAGACACUGUUUGUUUAUGUUUCCCUAAGCGUUACAGCAGCCAAUGCUAUCAACGCUGCUUAUUCUUCUUCUUCUACUCCUUCUUUUACUCCUAGGGAGGUUUUAGCAUGGGUUUUAGGCAGUUGUCAUCCACGGUGUUGCGUUACUGCCACCUUCAGGUUUCAUUCGUCUUUCAAGUCUUUUUGUCGUCCUUAAAAAUCAAAGCCUUCCCUCCCUGGAACACGGUGUCGCCAUCCAGAUAUUCUCUUAACACUGUCCACUCACUGUGUCCUCAUGUCUUGUCCUCCCUGUGUCCACGUCCUGCAUGAUGUCUGGAUAAGCUGGACCGUCAGCCUCAUGGCAGAGCGCACAGACCCUUUGGAUGUUUUCCUGUGAUGAGCAGUGUUCUCAGUCUGCUUAAAUACCUGCUCUCUGCGUUUUGUUCCCCUGCUUCUCAGUUCACCUGCCUUGUUUUGGAUUGAGCGUAAAUGUCUCCCUGUUGUUGUGUUAUGUCAGUCCUGUUGUCACUGGACCUCCUGGAGUUUCUUUACACUGUUCAUUUUCUCACUGCACUGACAUUAAACACCAAAUGUACUGGAUGCAGACGGGCCUGUCCAGUGCCCCCAUGCACAAAGCCAGCCUGAUGUGGAAGAGCUUGACUGACCUGCACAGACCUCCCCUUACAGACCAACAUCAGCACUGGACCUCACUAACGCUCUUCAUCCCAUUUACUCACCUUUUAUUGAAAUGUGAUCUGCAUCUGCAUAAGUAUACCGAAGCAGUUUAAUACCAGAUGCCAAGACAUUGCUCAGCAGGUGGCUGCAAAUCUCGGGACAACCGGCAGACUCGUAAUGCUGGCAUCACUUUUCACAAAUUACCCAAAGGAGCAACUCGGAGGAACCUUUGGAUCACCAACUCCCACCGUGCAGACUACUGGGACCCUCAGACCGACUUUGUCUACUUUUGCUCCAAACACUUCACCCCAGAAAGUUUUGAACUGACUGGAUGCAGCGGGAUCAGAAGACUAAAGGAAGAUGCAUUUCCUACAGUAUUUGAUUCCUCUUCAACUACAAAAUGCAAAAGACCAGGAACACUGCAGAAACGAGAAGACGUUCCUGUCAGGAAGAAUCCCGGCAACCAGGAGAACCCUCAGCAGGAGAGAGACAUGGGUCAGACUUCAGAAGAACCCACAGUUCAGAGGUCAGUAGCAGCAGCUGGGGAGGCCAAUGAAAACAAACCAGCACCUUCUCAAGAGCUGCCAGGGGUGGAGCACCUCUCACAGCAAGAACGAAGUCCUUCGCCACCGUCUCGGCCCCUCUCCCCGUCACGUUAUAUGAGGCGCCUGCCCCCUCCUCCAGGCUUCUACCUGUCGAAGGAGCACAGCUAUGCACAGCUCUUCCCCCUGCUGUGGAGGAGACGUUUCGAUCAGGCUAUUGACUGCUUGGAGAAGGCCUUGCGACAGCUGCACGCAGCCAGGCGGAGGGAGAACCGCCUGCGAAGCACUGUGCUGAGGCUCCGUGAUAAACGGCUGAAGCAGGCUCUGCUUGUGUCACGAGAUGGUUGUCAAAACAGGGGGAGCUGGACACCCAGGGGGGAGAAGGGACGAGGCAAAGAAGGCUCUAACCAGGAAGAGAGUGAGACUGAUGCUAUAGCUGAGGAUACAGGGGUGUUUGAAGACAGUUGUGUGGAUCAGAUAGAGUUUGAGGGUCAUUUUCUUCAAGACACCAACAGCUGGUCUGAGAAGGAGAAGGGAUACUGCUUUUACUGUGGAAGAGGACAGGUGCAGGUUGGUGGUCAGGUAGCAUGCAGAGUUUCAAAGACUGUCAAAGUAGACCAGCCUGUUAUGCAUGAGGACUCUGUUGAAACCAGUUCUUGUAGCACAGCUGAAAAUGCCAACGACAUACAGAUAGUUAGCUUGGAAAGACGACCUUGGAAAAAUGUAGAAACCAGUGACUCGGAUGCAACAAAGUCUCAAGUCCUGCUCCAAACUGAAGGUCUUCAGCAUGUGAUCCCUGCUGGAGUCACUCUGCCUGUAAUCCAUGAGCAGAGUUUGCAGUUUUUAGGCUCUCAGCAGAAUUUGCUCUCUGACACGUGUGAAGGGGAUAUCGAGGCUGCGGUUCCAGAGCAUCACCCGAACCUGCAGCAGCAGCUGUUUUGGAUCCAGGGCAGUGCUGAGGGACAGGUCAUUCUGGUGCCUGCCUCUGCUGAAGACGGAUUGAAAAACAUUCUCAAGAUGGAGGGAGUUGCUGUCGAAGCACGAACCAUACUGGUGUCACAAGCGGACCUUAAAGGAGACUUGGGACACAUGACAGAAACCAGUGCGGCUCUGUCCAGAGAUGAAGCAGCGUGUGACAGUGAACAUAGUGACCAGCAGUCUGCAAACAACACUGCAUCAGUGAUGAGAGAAAAUGUGAGGGAGAAACUGAAAGAACACCUAGAGGGAUUUCACCUUCAGCUGAGCACCGAGUUUAUAAACUGACAGGAAGUUCUGAAUGAAUGCACCAGUCAUUUUGUUAGCCCAGAUUCAAUAACUGAAGGACCAUUGUUUGCGUCAGUCUUUUCUGCUGGAAUAGUUGAAUAUGCUGUGUGUUGUGGAGACCUGAAUGUGACAGCAGAGAAUCAACAGUAGUCAGAUAUGAUGUUGUAGAGCACCAGACUUUUUUGAGAAACUGUAAAGAGGCGUUCUGAGUGUUUUUGUGUGCAGACCCAAAAAAGUCCUGUGUGUAUAUCACAGCCUGAUGUCUCUACGUCCUCUGAGCCCAUAGAGCUCCAUUGUUGUCCAAAAACUGCGUAAAACCAUUAGUGAGCCUCACUGCUGCACCGGGUGACAUGUUACUCCAUCAGCAUGAACACACACACCACACGUCCUGCUGUCCCAAAUACUCACUAGAGCGCCACAUGGAUAAAUCCGCUGCUAAAGAUAGUUCCCAACAAAUGCAUUAUUUUCUCCUGUGAGUCAUGUUUGUUCAAAACUAUAUUGUCCAGCUGUUUCAGGAGACUACUGAGCCUUUGAAAAAGAAUUCAGCUAUAUAUAUGUUCAGAGGUGUUUUUAAAUGUGCUGGAGGUGAGAAAGUAUUGAGAGACGCAUUAACAGAUUGUUGUCUUUGGAUUUUUUGAUGAUUUGCUGAUGGGUCUCUUUUAUUUUUACAUCUCAACUUUGUUGGGAGGUAGGCAGGCAACCCUGUGUUCUCCGACUCAUGCAGGAGCAAAGCAUUGCAUUGUUCAUGUAGAGCAGUGAAAAGGUUUUGUGGAUGUUGUUGGGGUUUAAGGUAGUAGAAAGUAUUGUAUCACACAAAUAUCAACAAAUUCUAAGAAAAUCUAAGUGGACGUUGUGUUGGUCAAUUUAGGGUUUUCUUGAUCCAUUAACAUUCUUUUUGAUGCACCUAAGGUUACUAAAAUUAAGUAACUGAUGGAAUAUCUGUACAGUAUGGGACUAUACAAAAAUAUAAAUAACUGUCAAAAGGAACAUUUAUAACAAAGAAUAUGGCAGCAAUACACCAUUGUAGCAUCAAGUCUGCCUAAUCUGUGUGGGUGAGUUUUAGUACUGGGAAACAGUGACAGAGUGAGACAAAGUGUAUGCUCAGGUUUAGAGAGUUUAUGCAUAAAUACUAAAAUUUCAAAUUCAGUUCAAAAUGGCGGACUUCCUGUUGGGUUUAGCGUAUGGCUCCAAGAAGCAUUUUGUAAGCCUAGAGAAGAUACAUCUGUCUCUCAAAUUUCAUACAUCAAGGUGAAAUGUACGGCCGGGGCUGCAGUACUGAGACAUUUUUCAUCCCUUCUGACUGGUGUGCCAAGUUUUGGUUUUCCAGCAUCCCUCUUUUGAAGGCUUAAAAGGUGUUAGGGGUGCAAUAGAGACAAAUAUUUCUGCCCAUAGGGUGCUAUCAAGUUGCAUUAUGGGAAAUGUAGGAUCCAGAGUAUUGGGAGUUUGACUCAUAUCAAGGACUCUAAGUCAGAGAUUUAGACCAUUCUGUUUUUAAUCUUUCUUUUGUGAGUCCCAGCACCCACACCCCAACUCAACUUUAUAGAAGUGAAACACUUAUUUACUGGAGUACGUCAUAUGUUUUGUAUUUCUGAGACAUAAAAGGCUCCCUAAAUGUUG